UGAAGUUUUCCACUGAUUUUUUAGGGGAGCCAGGAAGCGGGAGGGCGCGUACACAAUAUUUGCUCUGUUUAGAGAGCAGGGUAUCCCUCCGUGCCUCUCUCUCUCCGCUAACCAACAAUUUGGUCCAGUAGAAGUUGGGAGCGGCGACAUGCAGGCUGCAAAGACUGCUGUUCUUCUUCUCAGGUCCAGUCGUUCUCUGUCGAGAACGGAAAGCUCCCCAUACGGGCACGUUUCCAGAGCUUUCGCACAAUCGGCACUGUCCUCCACUACCACUCACCUCAACGAACAGGAUAUCACUGAUCGAGUUAUCGAUCUUCUCAGAUCCUCACCAUUCAUUGAUCCUGCCAAGGUGAACUCUGCUGCGGAUUUUAAGAGUGAUCUGCAGUUGGAUGUGCUCGAGAGUGUCCAAGUUAUCACAGCAGUAGAAGAUGAAUUUGCCAUUGAAAUCCCGGAUAUUGAGGCAGACAAUAUCUCAAACACCUCUCAACUCAUCCAAUACAUCUCAACUCAUCCACAAGCCAAAUGAAGCUGCUGUUGUUCCAAUUCUGGAAAUCACAGGUUUGUAACAAAACCUUUGGACUCAGAGGGUUCCCUUUUCAGUGUUUUUGUUCAGUAAUGCGUGCAUAAGGAAUGCUAGGCUAUAUAUUCUUCAUUCUGGAGCUCUGUUUAUCUAAGCCAGAAUUUCUGCGGUAUUUGAAAUAUACAUGUUUUUUGGAUUAUAAAUACGUUUAAAUACUGCCUUUUCCAUUUGAUGCUUGUGAUUUGGCUGUUUGGCGCAA
Messenger RNA from Phalaenopsis equestris, 779 nucleotides. RefSeq names its product acyl carrier protein 1, mitochondrial-like. The transcript has 2 exons. Lineage: Eukaryota; Viridiplantae; Streptophyta; Magnoliopsida; Asparagales; Orchidaceae. The record is from RefSeq and is a predicted model, not a curated record. Gene Ontology annotation, biological process: fatty acid biosynthetic process. Gene Ontology annotation, molecular function: acyl carrier activity; acyl binding. Gene Ontology annotation, cellular component: mitochondrion. The coding region runs from base 149 to 526 and encodes 125 amino acids.